GGUCUGCACGUCUUGGCUUCUCCCUGUUUCCCCGCCACACCGUCCCCAGUUGCUCCAGCCCACCGAUGCUGACACACAGUCCUCCUCCGGGCGGUGAGCCGGGCUUCAGCACAGGGGCUUGACUGACACAUGCUGCGGUACUCUCCCCUCUGUAUGGCCGUGGAUUAGCUAUAUGCUAAUAUCGACAGGAGAGAGGAGCCAGCGGAGGCUUCCCGAGUCUGAACAGGCUCCUUUGCAGCCAUGGCUGAAGGUGGAGAAGGAGAGGAUGAAAUCCAGUUCCUCAGAACUGAUGAUGAAGUGGUGCUCCAGUGUGUGGCCUGCAUCCAGAAGGAGAAUCGCAAGUUCUGCCUGGCUGCCGAGGGACUGGGCAAUCGGCUGUGCUUCCUGGAGCCCACAUCUGAAGCAAAGUAUGUUCCUCCAGACCUGUGCAUCUGUACCUUUGUGCUGGAACAGUCGCUGUCAGUGCGGGCCCUGCAGGAGAUGUUGGCUAAGAGUGGACAGAACAGUGAAGGGACACGCGGCCCGGAUCGAUGGAGGCCCAUAAGGAAGGCAGCGCAAAGUGGUGGACACAAGACUCUUCUAUAUGGACAUGCCAUCCUCCUGAGGCACUCCUUCAGUUCUAUGUACCUGGCCUGUUUGAAGACAUCAAGGUCGCAGACAGAUAAGCUAUCAUUUGACGUCGGCCUCCAAGAGGAUUCAACAGGUGAGGCCUGCUGGUGGACCAUCCACCCUGCCUCCAAACAGAGAUCUGAAGGAGAGAAGGUGCGCAUUGGAGAUGACCUCAUCCUGGUCAGCGUGUCCUCUGAAAGAUAUCUUCAUUUAUCCAUCUCAAAUGGCAACAUCCAGGUGGAUGCUUCCUUCAUGCAGACUCUGUGGAACGUCCAUCCCAUCUGUUCUGGUAGCAACAUAGAAGAAGGCUAUUUGUUGGGUGGCCAUGUGAUGCGGCUCUUCCAUGGACAUGAUGAGGUAGUGACCAUCCCAGGAUCAGACCAGAGUGAAGAGCAGCAGAGGAUAGUCAACUAUGAGACGGGUAAAGCUGGUGCCAAGGCCAGGUCCUUGUGGAGGCUGGAGCCACUCCGUAUCAGCUGGAGUGGGAGCCACAUCCGCUGGGGCCAGGCCUUCCGACUGCGACACCUGACCACAGGUCACUACUUAGCCCUCACAGAGGACAGGGGCUUGGUGCUGCAGGACCGGGAGAAGUCAGACACCAACUCCACUGCCUUCUGCUUCAGAGCCUCCAAGGAGAAGCUGGAGCAGAGCCCCAAGCGGGACAUCGAGGGGAUGGGGGUGGCGGAGAUUAAAUACGGGGACUCACUCUGCUUCAUCAUGCACGUGGCCACGGGACUCUGGCUCUCCUACCAGGCACCUGAUGUCAAAUCUGCCCGUCUGGGUCCCCUCAAGAGACGAGCGUGCCUUCAUUCUGAAGGUCACAUGGAUGAUGGGCUGACCCUGCAGCGCUGUCAACAUGAAGAAUCCCGCGCUGCACGGAUCAUCCGCAACACCACACUGCUCUUUAAGCGAUUCAUCAGAGACCUGGACUGUCUGGGUGUUAAGAAUAGGGCACUGGUUGCGCUGCCUGUCGAGGAGGUGCUCCAGACCUUGAAUGACCUCAUCACCUAUUUCCAGCUCCCUGAUGCUGAGCUGGAGCAUGAAGAGCGGCAGAUCAAGCUGCGCUCACUUAAGAACCGUCAAAACCUCUUCAAACAGGAAGGAAUGCUCACUCUGGUGUCCAACUGUAUCGACCGUCUGAACGUGUAUAACAGUGCAGCCCACUUCGGAGAGUGUGCCGGGACGGAGGCAGGAGCAGCAUGGAAAGAUAUUCUCAACCUGCUGUAUGAGCUACUGGCUGCAUUAAUCCGAGGGAACAGAAACAACUGCACGCAAUUCUCUAACAAUUUGGACUGGCUGGUUAGCAAGCUGGAAAGACUGGAGUCUUCUUCAGGCAUCCUGGAAGUUCUCCACUGCAUUCUAAUUGAGAGCCCCGAGGCCCUCAACAUCAUCCAGAGAGGACACAUCAAGUCCAUCAUAUCGCUGCUUUACAAGCAUGGACGCAACCACAAGAUUCUGGAUGUGCUCUGCUCUCUUUGUGUGUGCAAUGGUGUAGCUGUGAGAACCAACCAAAACCUUAUCUGUGACCAUUUGUUGCCCAAGAGGGACUUGCUGCUGCAAACCCAGCUUGUCAAUGACGUCCAGAGUAUGAGACCGAACAUCUUCCUUGGGGUGAGCGAGGGUUCAGCUCAGUAUAAGAAAUGGUACUAUGAGCUCAUGAUUGACCAGGUCGACCACUUCGUGACCAGUGAGCCUUCUCACCUAAGGGUGGGCUGGGCUAAUACGAAGGGCUACGCUCCAUACCCUGGAGGAGGAGAAGGCUGGGGGGGCAACGGAGUCGGAGAUGACCUUUAUUCUUUUGGUUUUGAUGGACUCCACCUCUGGUCAGGUCGUAUCCCGCGGGCCGUUGCAUCCAUGAACCAGCACAUCCUGACCUCAGAGGAUGUGGUGAGCUGUUGUCUGGACCUGGGAGCCCCUAGUAUCUCUUUCAGGAUUAAUGGACAACCGGUCCAGGGCAUGUUUGAAAAUUUCAACACAGAUGGACUUUUCUUUCCUGUUGUCAGCUUCUCUGCAGGGGUCAGGGUACGUUUCCUGUUGGGUGGUCGACAUGGGGACUUUAAGUUUCUGCCUCCAUCAGGUUACGCUCCAUGUUAUGAGGCUCUCCUGCCAAAAGAGAAAAUGAAGGUGGAGCCGGUGAAGGAGUAUAAGAGGGAUGUGGAGGGAGUAAGAGACCUGCUGGGUACCACACAGUUCAUGUCACAGGCCUCCUUCAUUCCCACACCUGUGGAAACCAGCCAGGUUGUCAUGCCACUGCAUUUGGAAAAGGUUCGGGACAAGUUGGCUGAGAAUAUUCAUGAACUAUGGGGCAUGAAUAAAAUAGAGCUGGGCUGGUCUUAUGGCAAGAGGAUAAGGGAUGAUAACAAGCGGCAGCAUCCAUGCCUGGUGGAUUUCUCCAAGCUGCCAGAAACAGAAAAGAACUACAAUCUGCAGAUGUCAACAGAAACUCUGAAGACCCUGCUGGCUUUGGGCUGUCGUGUAGUUCAGGUCAAUCCAAAUGCUGAAGACUCCCUCAAAAAGAUCAAACUUCCUAAGAAUUACAUGAUGUCCAAUGGUUAUAAGCCAUCCCCCCUGGAUCUGUCAGAUAUAAAACUGACUCCAGGUCAGGAGCUGCUGGUGGACAGGCUUGCAGAGAAUGCACAUAAUGUGUGGGCCAAGGACCGCAUCAAACAGGGAUGGACGUACGGCAUACAGCAGGAUGUGAAGAGUAAGCGCAACCCUCGCCUGGUUCCUUAUGUUUUGCUGGAUGAGCGAACCAAGAAGUCGAACAGGGACAGCCUGCGGGAGGCAAUCCGAACUCUGAUUGGCUACGGAUACAAUAUUGAGCCCUCAGACCAGGAAGGCGGACAAGUGGUUGAGCGACUCAGCAUUGACAAGAUCCGCUUCUUCAGAGUAGAAAGGACAUACGCGGUGAAAACUGGGAAAUGGUACUUUGAGUUUGAAGCUGUAACAGGAGGUGACAUGAGAGUGGGAUGGGCCAGACCUGGAUGUAAGCCAGAUGUAGAACUUGGCACAGAUGAGCUGGCGUUUGUCUUUGAUGGAUACAGGGGCCACUGUCUGAACAUGGGCAGCCGUUUGUUUGGGCGGUGCUGGCAUGCCGGAGAUGUGGUGGGCUGCAUGAUCAACAUGGAAGACAAAUCCAUGAUCUUCACCCUUAAUGGAGAGAUUCUCAUUACCACUAAGGGCUCUGAACUCUGCUUCACCGACUUUGAAACUGAAGAUGGGUUCAUCCCAGUCUGUAGUCUUGGUCUGUCACAGGUAGGCCGUAUGAACCUGGGGAAAGACGCUAGCACCUUCAAGUACUACACUAUGUGCGGCCUUCAGGAGGGAUUUGAACCCUUUGCCGUCAACAUGAAUCGAGAGGUCACCAUGUGGUUCAGCAAGCGCCUGCCGACUUUUGUCAAUGUGCCUAAAGAUCACAACCACAUUGCAGUUACCAGGAUCGAUGGCACCAUCGACAGUCCUCCAUGUCUUAAAGUUACACACAAGACGUUUGGCACCCAGAACAGUAACGCUGACAUGGUGUUUUGUCGUCUCAGCAUGCCUGUAGAGUUCCACUCCAUCUUUAAGUCCAAUCCUGUUGUAGACAUGAAUGGAAUACACGAUGAAGAGGCUCUUAAAGUCAAACACAGGUAUCCAUUGAGAUCUGUGAGGCACAGUGAAGAAAGCAGACGAGUGGACUACAGCAGCAUCACAACAUAUUACCACUCGGUAAGGGUCUUCGCUGGUCAAGACCCUGCCAGUGUGUGGGUUGGUUGGGUCACCCCGGACUACCAUUACUACAGCAACAACUUCAACCUCAGCAAGAAUCGAACAGUGACUGUAACGCUAGGUGAUGAGCGUGGUCGAGUGCACGAGAGUGUGAGGAGGAGUAACUGCUACAUGGUGUGGGGGGGUGAGGUGACCAGCGCUGCCCACUCCUCUAGUCGCACCAAUGUGGAUCUGGAAAUCGGAUGCCUCAUAGACCUGGCUACUGGCCUGGUGACAUUCACUGUUAAUGGAAAGGACAUAUCUACAUCGUACCAGGUGGAACCAAACACAAAGCUUUUCCCUGCUGUGUUUGUGCGACCCACCAGCCCUAACCUCUUCCAGUUUGAGCUUGCUAAAAUCAAGAAUGCUAUGCCGCUGUCGUCGGCCAUCUUUAAGAGUGAACAUAAGAACCCAGUGCCUCAGUGUCCGCCGCGUUUAGACGUUCAGACAAUUAAUGCCGUGCUGUGGAGCCGUAUGCCCAACAUAUUCCUUAAGGUGGAAACGGCCAGGGUUAAUGAGAGGCAUGGCUGGGUGGUCCAGUGUAUGGAGCCCCUUCAGAUGUUGGCUGUGCACAUACCUGAGGAGAACAGGUGUGUUGAUAUCAUGGAGUUGUCAGAGCAGGAGGACAUGAGGAAGUUCCACUACCACACGUUGAAACUCUACUGUGCACUGUGUGCUCUGGGAAACACACGUGUGGCCCACGUCCUCUGCAGCCACCUUGACCAGUCACAGCUCUUGUACACCAUUGACAACCAGUAUUUGUCAGGCAUGCUACGUGAGGGCUUCUACAAUGUCCUGAUCAGCAUCCAUUUGGAGACAGCCAAAGGCGCACGACUCAUGAUGAAAGAUGAGUUUAUCAUUCCUGUCACGGCUGAGACACGCUCCAUCCGCCUCUUUUCUGACGCUUCAAAAAAACACCUCCCACCUGGGGUCGGACUUAGCACGUCACUCAAACCCCGCCUCAACUUUGCUCCUCCCUGUUUUAUCACCAACAAACGGGAACAGCAUCUGUACAGCCCCCAAAUCCCACUUGAUGCGUUAAAGGAGAAAGCAAUUUUGAUGUUGACGGAGGCUGUACAAGGUGGCGGGCACCACAUCCGAGAUCCAGUCGGAGGAUGUGUAGAGUACCAAUUUGUGCCGAUCUUAAAGCUCAUCAGCACUUUGCUGACAAUGGGAGUUUUAGGUAGUGAGGAUGUUCAUAAAAUUCUGCUGCUCAUUGAUCCGAAUGUGUUCAGAGAGACACGGGAGGAAGGAUCUGCCGUGGCCACAGAGAAGGAAGGACUUAAAGGAGCAGAGGAAAAGGCAGUUGAAGCCGGAGAAGAGGAGGCCGCCAAAGAGGCUAAACAGCCAAUGAAAGGACUCCUAGAGAAGAGGCUUCCUGAGCCCGUCAAACGACAGAUGUGUGAGUUACUUCAUUAUUUCUGUGACUGCGAGUUGAAGCACCGCAUCGAGGCCAUUGUGUCGUUUUCUGACAACUUCGUCUCCAAACUGCAAUACAACCAGAAGUUUCGCUACAAUGAGCUGAUGCUGGCCCUCAACAUGUCUGCUGCUGUGACUGCAAAAAAGACCAAAGAGUUCCGCUCCCCUCCUCAAGAGCAGAUCAACAUGCUGCUAACCUUCAGUACGGGUGAAGACUGUCCAUGUCCAACAGACAUCCAGGGGGAACUUUAUGAUUUUCAUGGCCAGCUGCAACUCCACUGUGGAAUCCCUAUGGAGGAAGAUGAAGAUGAACAAGCUACUUCUAUUAAAGGUCGCCUCCUAAUGCUGGUGAACAAGAUCAAAGGCCAGGCUCAUAAAAUAGAAGAGCCCACAGAGAAGGAGCAAGCUGCCCCAUCUAAUCUGAAGGAGCUCAUCUCCCAGACCAUGGUGAGCUGGGCCCAGGAGUGUCACAUCCAGGACCCGGAACUGGUUCGCAAGAUGUUCAGUCUGCUGAGGAGACAGUACGACAGCGUUGGAGAACUUCUACGGGCCAUGAGGAAGACUUACACCAUCAGCGCUGCUUCUGUCCAGGAUACUAUCAACCUCUUGGCCUCCCUCGGUCAGAUCAGGUCUCUGCUCUCAGUUCGUAUGGGAAAAGAGGAGGAGAAGCUUAUGAUUGAUGGACUUGGUGACAUCAUGAAUAACAAGGUGUUCUACCAGCACCCUAACCUAAUGAGAAUAUUGGGCAUGCAUGAGACCGUCAUGGAGGUCAUGGUGAAUGUACUCGGAGGAGACAAAUCCCAGGAAAUCGCCUUUCCCAAGAUGGUUGCUAGCUGUUGUCGCUUCCUGUGCUACUUCUGUCGAAUCAGCCGUCAGAACCAGAAAGCCAUGUUCGACCACCUUAGCUAUCUACUGGAGAAUAGUAGCGUGGGCUUAGCUUCACCUGCAAUGAGGGGUUCAACUCCUCUAGACGUGGCUGCGUCCUCUGUGAUGGACAACAACGGCCUGGCUCUGGCACUGGAAGAACCGGAUCUGGACAAAGUGGUCACCUACUUGGCAGGCUGUGGCCUCCAGAGUUGUCCAAUGCUUCUGGCUAAAGGUUAUCCUGACAUUGGUUGGAAUCCCAUCGAGGGAGAGCGCUACCUCUCCUUCUUGCGUUUCGCUGUCUUUGUCAAUGGUGAAAGUGUGGAGGAGAACUCCAGCGUUGUGGUGAAGCUGCUCAUCCGACGUCCAGAGUGUUUCGGACCUGCCCUGAGGGGAGAGGGAGGGAAUGGUCUUCUGGCUGCUAUGAAAGAAGCGAUCAAGAUCUCGGAGACGCCUGCUUUGGACCUGCCGGGCUCUGUCCAUGGAGUCAGCUCUGACGCGUCUGCUGAUGGUGAUGAUGAGGAGGAGGUGGUACACAUGGGCAACGCUAUCAUGUCCUUUUACUCUGCACUGAUUGACCUGCUGGGACGUUGUGCACCAGAGAUGCAUCUCAUCAACAAAGGGAAGGGUGAAGCCCUGCGUAUCCGUGCCAUUCUGCGCUCUCUAGUCCCUACUGAGGACCUUGUGGGAAUUAUCAGUAUACCACUCAAAAUGCCUAUCACCAACAAAGAUGGUUCUGUGACAGAGCCCGACAUGUCAGCCAGCUUUUGUCCAGACCACAAAGCCCCUAUGGUGCUCUUUUUGGACAGAGUCUAUGGCAUUGAAGACCAGAGCUUCCUCCUUCAUCUACUUGAAGUGGGUUUUCUUCCUGACCUGAGGGCUGCUACAUCUCUAGAUACGGAGGGUUUGUGCACCACUGAAACAGCCCUGGCCAUGAACCGCUACAUCGGCUCGGCCUUGCUGCCCCUCCUCACUCGCUGCGCACCACUCUUUGCUGGCACCGAACACUACGCUACCCUCAUCGACUCCACUCUGCACACCAUCUACCGCCUCUCCAAGGGCCGAUCGCUCACCAAGGCCCAGAGAGACGCCAUACAGGAGUGUCUUCUGGCUGUCUGCAAGCAUCUGCGUCCCUCUAUGCUGCAGCAGCUCCUGCGAAAACUUGUCUUUGAUGUGCCCUUGCUGACUGAUUACUGCAAGAUGCCUCUCAGGCUGUUAACCAACCACUACGAGCAGAAUUGGAAAUACUACUGCCUCCCGUCAGGCUGGGGCAGCUACGGCACAGCUUCUGAAGAUGAACUUCUGCUCACCAAGAAGAUCUUCUGGGGUGUGUUUGAUUCGCUAUCCCAGAGGAAAUAUGACCCGGAGCUGUUCAAGAUGGCCAUGCCUUGCCUCAGUGCCAUAGCUGGAGCUUUGCCACCGGACUACGUUGAUGCCUCUAUUAGUACCACUGUGGAAAAGCCUGUUUCUAUAGAUGCUCAGGGCAACUUUGACCCCAAACCCAUCAAUACUGCUAACAUUGCUCUUCCAGAGAAGCUGGAACACUUUGUCAACAAAUAUGCAGAACAUUCCCAUGAGAAGUGGUCUGCAGAGAAGGUGUUACUUGGGUGGAAAUAUGGAGACUGUGUGGAUGAAAAAGCCAAGAUUCAUCCUCAGCUCAGGACCUACAAAGCCCUAACAGAGAAGGAAAAGGAGAUUUACAGAUGGCCAAUUAGAGAGUCCCUGAAGAGCAUGCUGGCUAUGGGCUGGUGUAUUGACAGGACAAAGGAUGGAGAGAGUAUGUCCCAGCAGAGGGAGACGGAGAAAAUGCGGAAGAUCUCUCAGGUCUCCCAGGCAAAUGGUUUCAAUCCGAGUCCGAUUGACACAAGCAAUGUGGUUCUCUCCAGAGAAUUGCAGGGGAUGGUGGAGGUGGUGGCAGAAAAUUACCAUAACAUCUGGGCUAAGAAGAAGAAGAGUGACCUUGGAAGCAGAGGUGGGGGGACACACCCGCUCUUGGUGCCCUACGACACACUGACAGCCAAGGAGAAGGCUCGUGAUCGAGAGAAGGCCCAGGACCUGUUUCGCUUCCUGCAGAUCAAUGGUUACAGCAUCACAAGAGGUUUGAAAGAUUUAGAACAGGAUUCCUCCUCAAUGGAGAAGAGGUUUGCUUAUAAAUUCCUCAAGAAGCUGCUCAAGUAUGUCGACUCAGCUCAGGAGUUCAUCUCCCACCUGGAGGCCAUGGCCGCCAGUGGAAAAACAGACCGCUCACCUCAUGAACAAGAAAUCAAGUUUUUUGCCAAAGUUCUUCUCCCUCUCAUCGACCAGUACUUCAAGAACCACUCUCUUUAUUUCCUCUCUUCACCAAAUAAGAACCUGAGCAGCAGUGGUUACGCCUCCAACAAGGAGAAGGAGAUGGUCACCAGCCUGUUUUGUAAACUGGCAGCUCUUGUCAGACAUAGGAUUUCACUCUUUGGGAGCGACUCCACCACCAUGGUGAGCUGUCUGCAUAUCCUGGCACACACCUUGGACACCAGGACGGUGAUGAAGUCUGGCUCAGAGCUGGUGAGGGUGGGGCUGAGGACAUUCUUUGAGAACGCUGCAGAGGACCUGGAGAAGACGUUUGAGAACCUGAAACUGGGGAAGUUCACUCACUCUCGCUCCCAGAUGAAAGGCGUGUCACAGAAUAUCAACUAUACCACUGUAGCGCUGCUUCCCAUCUUAACUGCUCUGUUUGAACACAUCACUCAGCAUCACUUUGGAGUCGACCUGCUCUUGGAUGAUGUCCAAGUGUCCUGCUACCGAAUCCUCACCAGCCUCUAUGCUCUGGGUACUGGGAAAAACAUCUAUGUAGAAAGACAGCUGCCAGCCCUUGGCCAGUGCCUGGCCACCCUGGCUGGGGCCAUGCCGGUGGCGUUCCUCGAGCCCAUGCUCAACAUGUACAACCCCUGCUCUGUCUUCAAUACCAAGAGUGCCAGAGACCGAGCUAUCCUUGGAAUUCCAGACUCAGUUGAGAAUGUGUGCCCUGGGAUGCCACGGCUGGACGGUCUAAUGAAGGACAUCAAUGACAUGGCGGAGUCAGGAGCGCGGUACACAGAGAUGCCACAUGUGAUUGAGGUGGUCCUACCAAUGCUGUGCAACUAUCUGUCUUACUGGUGGGAACGGGGGCCUGAGAACCAGCCAGCCAGCGGCGGGAGCAUCUGCUGCACCACCGUUACCUCAGAGCAUCUCAGCCUGAUUCUGGGCAACAUCCUGAAGAUCCUGAACAACAACCUGGGCAUUGACGAAGCCUCAUGGAUGAAGAGAAUUGCAGUAUAUGUGCAGCCCAUCAUCAGUAAAGCACGUGCAGACCUGCUGAAGAGUCACUUCCUGCCCACACUAGAGAAGUUAAAGAAGAAGACAGUGAAGGUGGUGGCUGAGGAGGAGCUGCUCAAGGCAGACUGUAAAGGAGAUACUCAGGAGGCUGAGCUGCUCAUUCUGGAUGAGUUUGCGGUUCUUUGUAGGGAUCUAUACGCAUUUUACCCUAUGCUCAUCCGCUACGUGGAUAACAACAGGUCCAGGUGGCUGAAAGAACCAGAUGCUGACUCCAACGAGCUUUUCAGAAUGGUAGCAGAGAUAUUCAUUCUUUGGUGCAAGUCACAUAAUUUCAAAAGAGAAGAGCAGAACUUUGUGGUCCAGAAUGAAAUCAACAAUCUUUCCUUUUUAACUGGAGAUAAUAAAACCAAAAUGUCUAAGUCCUUUAAGGAAAAGUCUGGAGGACAAGACCAAGAGAGAAAGCACAAGAAGAGGCGUGGAGAGUUCUACUCUAUUCAGACCUCACUCAUCGUAGCUGCUCUGAAGAAGAUGCUGCCUAUUGGUCUCAACAUGUGCACCCCAGGAGACCAGGAGCUCAUCUCUCUAGCAAAGACUCGUUACCUCCUGAGAGACACAGAUGAUGAGGUCAAAGAUCAUAUUCAUCAGAAUCUACACCUUCGAGUAAAGUCCGAGGACCCAGCGGUGAGGUGGCAGCUAAAUCUCUACAAGGAUAUAAUAAUGAGGAGUGAGGGGCCUCCGGAUCCUGAGAGGGUGGUGGACCGUAUCCAGAGGAUUUCUGCUGCUGUUUUUAACCUGGAGCAGGUGGAGCAGCCACUCAGGUCCAAAAAAUGCGUGUGGCAGAAGUUGCUAUCCAAGCAGAGGAAGCGAGCAGUUGUUGCGUGUUUCCGCAUGGCUCCACUUUAUAAUCUGCCCAGGCAUCGCUCUAUUAACCUCUUCCUCCUGGCCUAUCAGAGAAUAUGGAUAGAGACAGAAGAGUACUCUUUUGAGGAGAAGCUAGUGCAGGACCUUGCAAAAACACAGCCCAAAGUGGAAGAGGAAGAAGAAGAGGAGGUCAGGAAGCAGCCAGACCCUCUUCAUCAACUCAUUUUGCAUUUUAGCCACAAUGCUCUGACUGAAUGCAGUUCCUUGGAAGAGGAUCCUUUGUAUAUUGCAUAUGCGGAUAUGAUGGCAAAGAGUUGUGCCGAAGGUGAAGAAGAAGAAGAAGAUGAGGAAGGCAAAGAAAAAACAUUUGAGGAAAAGGAAAUGGAGAAACAAAAGAUGCUGUACCAGCAAGGCAGACUCCAUGAGCGUGGGGCUGCAGAGAUGGUGCUCCAAAUGAUCAGUGCCAGCAAAGGUCGUCUUGCUGCUAUGGUGACCUUCACUCUCAAACUGGGCAUUUCUAUCCUGAAUGGAGGAAACAUACUGGUCCAGCAGAAAAUGUUGGAUUAUCUGAAGGAAAAAAGGGAUGUUGGAUUUUUCAAAAGUUUAUCUGGGCUAAUGAUGUCAUGCAGUGUCCUGGACUUGAAUGCUUUUGAAAGGCAAAAUAAGGCAGAGGGUCUGGGGAUGGUAACUGAAGAAGGAUCAAUCAACGUGAGUGAGCGGGGUUCCAAGGUACUGCAGAACGAUGAGUUCACGAAGGAUCUCUUUAGGUUUCUGCAGCUUCUCUGUGAGGGCCAUAACAAUGAUUUUCAGAAUUUCCUGAGGACUCAGACAGGGAACACGACUACAGUCAACAUCAUCAUCAGUACAGUAGACUACUUACUAAGACUACAGGAAUCUAUCAGUGAUUUCUACUGGUACUACUCUGGUAAAGAUGUCAUUGAUGAGGCGGGUCAAAGAAACUUCUCCAAAGCUCUGUCAGUGGCUAAACAAGUGUUCAACUCUUUAACUGAGUAUAUCCAGGGUCCAUGUAUUGGGAACCAGCAGAGUUUGGCUCACAGCAGGCUUUGGGAUGCUGUGGUGGGCUUCCUACAUGUUUUUGCCAACAUGCAGAUGAAGUUAUCCCAGGACUCAAGUCAAAUUGAAUUAUUAAAGGAACUGCUGGAUCUGCAGAAGGACAUGAUCGUCAUGAUGCUGUCACUUCUUGAAGGAAAUGUUGUAAAUGGUACCAUUGGUAAACAAAUGGUGGAUACUUUGGUAGAAUCUUCUAGCAAUGUGGAGAUGAUCCUUAAAUUUUUUGAUAUGUUCCUCAAGUUGAAGGACUUGACCUCCUCAGACAGCUUUAAGGAGUGUGACCCUGAGAGCAAGGGCGUCAUCUCAAAGAAGGACUUCCAGAAGUCAAUGGAGAACCAGAAACAGUAUUCACAAUCUGAGAUUGAGUUCCUUCUUUCCUGUGCUGAGGCUGACGAGAAUGACAUGUUCAAUUAUGAGCAGUUUGUGGAGAGAUUCCAUGAACCGGCCAAAGACAUUGGCUUCAACAUGGCUGUGUUGUUAACUAAUCUCUCAGAGCAUAUGCCUCAUGAUGCUCGCCUUUCCACGUUUCUGGAUCUGGCUGAGAGUGUUCUCAGCUAUUUUGAGCCUUUUUUGGGUCGCAUUGAGAUAAUGGGUGGAGCUAAGCGCAUUGAAAGAGUCUACUUUGAAAUCACUGAGUCGAGUCGUACCCAGUGGGAAAAGCCUCAGGUCAAGGAGUCAAAGCGGCAGUUUAUCUUUGAUGUAGUCAAUGAAGGUGGAGAGAGUGAGAAGAUGGAACUCUUUGUUAAUUUUUGUGAGGACACCAUUUUUGAGAUGCAGCUAGCAUCUCAAAUUUCAGAACCAGACCCAGUGGAGCGUCCAGAGGAAGAUGAAGACGACAGUCAGAGUGUGGCAGAGAACCAGGAGGAGGAAGAGGAGGAGAGUGUGAUGCUGGAGUCUUCGUCUGCCUUCACAGUGGCCUGUAUCUCCAUGAGAAAGAGUCUCUGUCAUUUCCGCCAGUUGCUCACUCUUAAGAGCAUGAGGCGUCAGUACAGAAAGUUCAGGAAGAUGAGCAUUCGGGAGAUGGUGCGCAGCUUCUUCGCUUUCUUCUGGAUGAUCAUCACUGGUCUCUUCUACUUCAUCUAUAGUCUAAUUUGGGGUUUCUUUCACAUUUUGUGGACUACUAUGUUUGGGGGUGGCCUCGUUGAAGGGGCCAAGAAUAUGAAGGUGACUGAUAUUUUGGGAAACAUGCCAGACCCCACUCAGUUUGGGAUCCAUGGAGAUGUGUUAGAGACGGAGAAGAUGGAGGCGAACGAAGCGUCGGUACUGGCAGAGAUGGGUCAGAUGGCUCAGGGGGACGCAGCAGAAGCAGACCUAAUGGCUGAGCUGCUCAACAUUCAGCCCAAAAAGGAGGGCAAGCACGGUGCAGAGCCGGGUUUGGGGGAUGUGUCUGAGGUGGUGGUGGGAGACGCUCCAUCCAUAGCCAGUGCUGUCAAGCAAAAGAAAGCAGAGAUGGCUGCAAAGAAGAGAGCUGCAAAUGGAGACUACAAAUCUGACUCAGAGAAAGGAGAUUCAGAAGAUGGCGAGAAGAAGGACCAUGACAAGGGCAAAGACGAAUCCCCUCCACAGCUCUCAGUGGAGGAGAAAAAAGCCCCAAAGAAGAGGCUCGGUCAGAAAAAGGAACCACCAGAGGCCUUCAUGGCCAGCUUCUUUGCUGGUUUGGAGAUCUACCAGACCAAGAUGCUGAACUACCUGGCCAGAAACUUCUACAACCUCCGUUUCUUGGCUCUUUUUGUUGCCUUUGCCAUCAACUUCAUUCUUCUCUUCUACAAAGUGACUGGUGAUUACUCAGAUGAUGAAGACCCCUGGAACGGUCGGGGUAGAAGUGGGGAGGAGGAAGACGAAGGAGCUCUGGAGUACUUUGUUCUGCAGGAGAGCACAGGCUACAUGGCACCAACUCUCCGCUGUCUGGCAAUACUACAUACCAUCAUAUCUUUUCUUUGUGUAGUGGGAUAUUACUACUUGAAGGUGCCGCUAGUAGUGUUCAAACGGGAGAAGGAGAUAGCCAGGAAGUUGGAGUUCGCAGGCCUAUAUAUCACAGAGCAGCCGUCAGACGAUGACAUUAAAGGACAGUGGGACAGACUGGUGAUCAAUACACCUUCUUUUCCCAACAACUACUGGGAUAAAUUCGUCAAACGCAAAGUGAUCAAAAAAUAUGGUGACUUAUACGGAGCAGAGAGGAUUGCAGAGCUGCUGGGGUUGGAUAAGAGUGCCCUUGAUUUUAACCCUACAGAGGAAACUGUGGCCAAGGAGGCUUCACUGGUGUCAUGGUUGAGUUCAAUUGAUACAAAGUACCAUGUCUGGAAAAUGGGUGUGGUGUUUACAGACAAUUCAUUCCUAUAUCUGGUAUGGUACACCACCAUGUCCAUUCUGGGCCACUACAACAACUUCUUCUUUGCUGCUCAUCUGCUGGACAUCGCUAUGGGCUUCAAGACACUGCGCACUAUCCUGUCCUCGGUCACACAUAACGGCAAACAGCUGGUGUUGACGGUGGGUCUGCUGGCAGUGGUGGUCUAUCUUUACACUGUGGUGGCCUUUAACUUCUUCAGGAAGUUCUACAACAAAAGUGAAGAUGAGGAUGAGCCAGACAUGAAAUGUGAUGACAUGAUGACGUGCUACCUAUUUCACAUGUACGUUGGGGUGAGAGCAGGAGGGGGCAUCGGUGAUGAGAUUGAGGACCCAGCUGGAGACCCCUAUGAGCUCUACCGCAUCCUUUUUGACAUCACCUUCUUCUUCUUCGUCAUCGUCAUCCUCCUGGCCAUCAUCCAGGGUCUGAUCAUUGAUGCCUUUGGAGAGCUGAGAGACCAGCAGGAACAAGUGAAGGAGGACAUGGAGACUAAAUGCUUCAUUUGUGGGAUUGGUAACGACUACUUCGACACAACACCUCAUGGUUUUGAGACUCACACUUUACAAGAGCACAAUUUGGCCAACUACCUGUUUUUCCUGAUGUACCUUAUCAACAAGGACGAGACAGAGCACACUGGCCAGGAGUCAUACGUGUGGAAGAUGUACCAGGAGCGCUGCUGGGAUUUCUUCCCUGCUGGUGAUUGCUUCCGCAAACAAUAUGAAGAUCAGCUUGGAUAGAGCACUUGCAUCAUCCUUAUCUCUGUCCAUAUAUGUGGGCUGCUGAAUUAUGUAGUCCCACAUUCAGCCUCUGGACUACAGCACACAGUCAUCCUACCAGAAUGCUUUGGACUAGCUUUACUAGAGACAAGGCAAAACUACUUUUCAAUGAAAAAAAU
Sphaeramia orbicularis (orbiculate cardinalfish) is the source of this 15101-nucleotide messenger RNA. RefSeq names its product ryanodine receptor 3. NCBI's taxonomy places the organism in Eukaryota, Metazoa, Chordata, Actinopteri, Kurtiformes, Apogonidae. Gene Ontology annotation, biological process: release of sequestered calcium ion into cytosol by sarcoplasmic reticulum; striated muscle contraction; intracellular calcium ion homeostasis. The record is from RefSeq and is a predicted model, not a curated record. The transcript has 107 exons. Gene Ontology annotation, cellular component: sarcolemma; calcium channel complex; Z disc. Gene Ontology annotation, molecular function: protein binding; ryanodine-sensitive calcium-release channel activity. The coding region runs from base 241 to 14943 and encodes 4900 amino acids.